Molecule: messenger RNA, 1309 nt
Organism: Lotus japonicus
Lineage: Eukaryota; Viridiplantae; Streptophyta; Magnoliopsida; Fabales; Fabaceae
Product: expansin-A1-like
Exons: 4
Coding region: 121-852 (243 amino acids)
Biological process (GO): plant-type cell wall organization
Cellular component (GO): extracellular region
Source: RefSeq, a predicted model, not a curated record
CCCAACAGCUCGGAUCUGUCAUUCUGUCUGUCAGGUUUGAUAGCUGACCUCUAUUUAUUCCUCUCCAAUUCCCCAUCCAUUUUCCACAAACAUCUCAUUUCAAGGUUCAGCUUCUUGAAAAUGGCUCUUCUUGGAUUUCUAAUUCUUCUGGGGAUUUUCUCCUUUGUCUCACAUGUAAAUGGGUAUGGUUAUGGGGGUUGGACUAAUGCUCAUGCCACUUUCUAUGGUGGAAGUGAUGCUUCUGGGACAAUGGGUGGGGCUUGUGGGUAUGGAAAUCUAAUCAGCCAAGGUUAUGGAACUAAUACAGCAGCACUUAGCACUGCAUUGUUCAACAGUGGCUUGAGCUGUGGAGCAUGUUUUCAAAUUAAAUGUGUGAAUGACCCUCAAUGGUGCCUUCCUGGUUCCAUUGUAGUCACUGCCACCAAUUUCUGCCCACCAGGUGGUUGGUGUGACCCUCCCAAUCACCAUUUUGAUCUUUCUCAACCUAUUUUCCAGCACAUUGCACAAUAUAAGGCUGGGAUUGUACCUGUAGCAUACAGAAGGGUAAGAUGCAGGAGAAAAGAUGGCAUCAGGUUCACCAUCAAUGGUCAUUCUUACUUCAAUUUAGUCCUUGUGACUAAUGUUGGAGGUGCUGGUGAUGUGCAUGCUGUGGCCAUCAAAGGUUCAAGAACAAGAUGGCAGGCCAUGUCAAGGAACUGGGGGCAAAACUGGCAGAGCAACUCUUACCUGAAUGGACAGAGUCUUUCCUUUGUAGUCACCACCAGUAAUGGCCACAGCGUGGUCUCCUUCAAUGUUGCCCCAGCUAGUUGGUCCUUUGGGCAGACCUACACUGGAAGACAGUUCAACUACUAAAAUGUCUUUCAGUUGAGCAUCUUUUCAAUAAUGUUAUUGAUAGUACGUUUGUAUCAACUUAUUUUUUCAUAGAAUCAAUUCUGAAACCUAGAAACCACUCAGAGAAGCUUUUUUCCCAUAAUUGGUUCUGGUUUCAGAGUCAAUUAUUGAAGGGUUUCCAAAUAUGUAAUAAGUAUCUCAACAUUACUGUUAAAAGAAGCAAGGUAUAGUUGAUUAGUGUAUUAGUGUAGAUGGAUUAGCAGAGGGCUGAAUAGAAGAUGGUUUAGCCCCUCUUAUACAUAUAUUUGGUUUAUAUAUAGCAAGAAUUUGCAGAUGAUGUGCUGGUUUAUGCUAUGCCUCAGCAAAUGGUAUACUUGCUUUGUUGAGGAAGCUAGAUCAAUAAUCAAAAGAUUGUUGAAUGUGCUCUUGUACUUUAGUAAUUGAUCAAUGAAUGAGAAAAGUCAUGUUUGUUGCUCUA